Trichobilharzia szidati is the source of this 3510-nucleotide messenger RNA. The record is from the annotation of a GenBank genome assembly. Lineage: Eukaryota; Metazoa; Platyhelminthes; Trematoda; Strigeidida; Schistosomatidae.
AUGAGAUCACAGCAUGCUGAAAGUCAAGCAGCAUCAGUUAGACCAAAUUACAGUGAAAUACCGAGGCAUACGUAUAGAAACAAUGCAUCGGUGAUUUCUUCUCAUAUAAUGGUCCCCAGUUAUUCACAACAAAGGGUGUUACAGCAGGAACAGCAACAACAAAGAUUUCCAACUUCCGGUUUCCAGAAUCCUUCGAGUGUGAUGCAGACUGGACCAGUAAGAAAUACCCUAUUAAAUCCAAAUCUGGUCUCACCAAACCAAGCGUCGUUAGGAUUUAAAAGGCUGUUAGCUGAAAUGCGCACGAAACAUUUCGACUCCAUUCGUUUUGCUGCCUAUCGUACUGCAAGCAAACUUCGAUUUAUUCAACAACGAACAUUAUUUAAUGUCAUGGAUUUGUGGAAAGUAGUAGAAACGUUUCGAGAAUUUGGUUUACAUCAACUGAACGAUCCUCAAGCGAGCCUGGAUUAUGCAAGCACAUUCCGUUUGCUAUCUCGCAUAUAUUCGUAUAUUCCUACAAGCAUCUUGGAUAUAAAUAAUCAAACUGAUGAUACACAGUCUGGUCACACAGUUGGGCCUUCCUUGCUAAAUGUAGCAGCUGAGAUUCUCUUUGGUUGGCUUGUUUAUGCCUUAGACUUAUGCGCAACUGGUCGUUUCAAUGUAAAUGGACUUAAAGUCGCCCUGUCAACGUUAACUAAUGCGAGACCAGCUGACAAAUUCAGAUAUCAUUUCACUCUCCUGUCAGAUCCAUCUGGUGCUUUAGUCUUUUCAAAGUUUGAAGCUUAUUUGCAGGAUUUGUUAAAGUUGCCAAUAAGUGUUUUUGAAGGCCUAAAUUUUUAUCACACAUUACAAGCUACGCACACAAUGUUCACUGGACGUGCAAAAAAUGUAGUUCUAGAGGAAUUUUUGGAUCGUAUGCUAUCCGAUCAAGGACCACAAGUAUUAGUUUGGCUUACAGUUUUCCAUCGGUUAUCCAGUGUCGAGAAUGUACGUCAUAAUGUACGUUGUGAAGGUUGUAAACGUGAACAAAUAUGCGGUUUACGAUAUAAAUGUACUCGAUGCCCUCGUUAUAAUUUAUGCCAAGACUGCUUUUGGGUUGGUGUCACUACAGAUCAACACACAAAUGCACAUGAUGUUAAAGAGUAUAGUGCAGCUUCAAAGUCACAUUCUCGUCAAUUUGGGCAUUCUCUGAGGAAAUCCUUUCAGUUUGGACGGUCUCUGUACAGUUCAGUAUCUUCAGGAUUUGUCAAUACAGCUCCUUUUGCAGGAGGGCUCAGUGAACGACAAAAGCUUUCAGGAAUCCACGUUAACCGUCGUCCUCAUGUAGGAUCCAUUUUUGAGUGGAAUUCGGGACCUGCUGCAUCAAGUGUUUUAAAUACUUGCGUAAAUGGUAGUAUCCCAGCUGGACAACUACCAACUAUGCCAUUAGAUGUAACGACAAGCAUUUCUGUUACGUGUUCUGUAAUGCGACCCCCUGCAACCCAGAGGGUUGUGGCACCAGUAAAUAGUUUAUGUAGUCCACUACCAAAUCGACGCCUACAACAACUCAAUCCGUUGUUUAUGUUGAAUAGGUCUUCUGUGGACACACCCAAUGUUUCAUGUAUUCAUCUACAGCCUACGCGAGUUUCUACGAUGUUUAAUCAAAUAAAUGAACUCAAUCAGGGAUCGAACAAUGCGGAGAAGAACAUAAUGGCUGCUACGUUUUACCCUAACACAAUGCAGCAGCAGGAUGUGAUUACUGUAAACUAUUUGAGAUCAGAAAAUGGUAUACCAUACUCUGAUGUACCUUAUGUUAACCAAUAUGUUUCAGAUACAAAUAAUCCACCGAGUGCAAGUCACCAACCGUUGUCAUCAUCAUCUUAUCCUCAACCUGUUACAUAUGUGAAUCAGCAGUAUCAACAACAGCAAGAAAUAUCAAGUGCAACAUCCCAAGUACUAACUACACAGACAAUAAGCACAACAUCAAUAAGUAAUAAUAGUUCAUUUAGCACGAAUACGAAAGUCAGUUUUUCAAUGAAAAUGCAUAACAUGGAUCAAAAGUCUAGCGAAGAACACGCCUUGAUUGCUAGAUACGCCGCUCAACUGGCUGCCGCUUCCUCUCUGAAUCAGGAAUUCGAUAAACUAGGUGAUCUUGUUGAUUCAACGCAAACGCAAAAACAGCUGAUUGCACAAUUGCAAGAGAAAAACAGGAAAAUACUGAGAGAAAUCGAACGUUUACGUAUUGAACAACAGAAACAAGCAGCAUUCAUAGCUGCCGCUGGUUGUCUCAAAAAUGAUUCAUCUCAGUUAAAAGACUUAUUUAAUGAAAGUGCAGACACAUUAGGUCAAGAAAAUUUAGCACAACAUUUAAAGCCAGAUAGUGUAAUAUCAUCUGUAGCCAGUGCUUCGGCGAACGCAGAAAAUCCUCGUCUGGUUGCUGAUUUGAAGGCGAUACGUCAAAGGAAAGAUGAGUUGGAAUCCCGAAUGAACAACCUACAGCGUAGUCGUACUGACUUAAUGCUGCAGCUUGAAGCACUCGUAAGACUUUUAUCUGUGAGCACAGGGUUCACUAAUUCACAUGAAAACAAUCCUUCAAUAGUCUCGGAUCCAUCCCUGUUAUAUGAAUCGAACGGUAUUAGCCGAAAUGGGCAUGGUUCACGCCUGGAUCAGAAAUCACAAGACUAUCCACCUAGACGAAGUACAAGUCUAUGCCAUCCAUCAGCAGGAAGAAAUUACUUGGAAAAUUUUCGCCCUGCAGCAACACCAGAAUUCGGGGAUGUCCCACUAAAGGAGUUCUCAUUCGAUAACGGUUAUGGUGCUCAUCAAAAACCUGGUUCAUCAGACAUAAUGCGGAAGUCUCUCUCGCCAUUAAAAGCGAUUAUCACCGAAGACAAAGGGUGGCAACGAAAUUUUCAGAAAUAUGAAAUGCACCCACCAACAUCCGCUUUAUAUCGAGAGUCGCCAGAACUACACCAGAACGCCUCCGAUAAUAUAACGGAAAAAUACAAAGACUUUUCAUAUAAAGGAUCAAAUAAGCAACAUGGAGCUUCAAAAGUACAUUCUAGUGGAAGAAGAUCAUAUCUAGGAGCUUUAUCAAGUGAAGAAAAACCAGAAUUGUUCAGCCAUAAUUCAACAAAUAUUAGCAGAUUACAAUCAAAUGGUUCGUCGCACCUUGCAAAUCAUUCUGACAGUGGAUCUGAUGCAUAUUUGUACUCAGAUCCUGAACUAUGCUUUACAACCACAUCAGCAUCAUGUCCGUCACAAUCUAGUUCAUCAGUGGUACAAAAAAGAGCGGAGUUAUCACCUCUGUCACCUGCUUCAUCAAUGGCAUGCAAAGAUUCCAACAAGUCAAAAUAUCUCCUAGAUCGCCUGCAUGAUAGAAUCAUGAUAACAACCACAAUCGUUGAUAACUAUGAAUAUUCUGGUCUGCAAACAUCUUCAAUGUCACCAUUGUCGUUUUCUGCAAAAGAAUACAUGAGAUGUGCAAAAAAUGACUCUAGUAAUUUAAAUAUUCCAGCAGCAAGAAAUCCCUAG